AUGAUGUCAUUCGACGGACUGUGGAACCGAUGCAUGAAGCCAAAUCCAAUGCGUUUUCAAUGCGAUUUCUAUCAAAAAUCCAUUCUUGGAAUUCCAACAAAUCUUGCCGUCAUGAGAAGUCUCAUGUGCCUCGCCCUCGCAUUCAGUCUCCUCUCAAUUUAUCCCGCGCUCCUCUCCCUCGAUUGUAUCAAUAUGCCGGGAAUCAGCCGCUACGGGAAGUCAAUCCUUGGCCUUCUCACUGCAGCACUUCAAUUUCUCGCCGGAGUUUUGACCACAAUAGUGACCUGCAUUUUCACAUCAGAAAUCGCCUUCGACUACAAGUACAACAAGUAUCCUAAUCAGCGAUUUGUCUACACGCUUGGGCCGAAUGUCUUUGCUGGUUUCUUUACCGUCAUCUUUCUUUGGCUGAAUACAAUCAUCUUCAUAAUUUCCGACUGGCGACGAUGCUGUGCCCACUGCGCAAACAAAGACGAAGAGGACGAGCAUUACGAAGCUCUAGAAGAUGAUCAAUUCGAAGUCCUAAGAGACGAAGCGAUCAGGAAUCGAACAAUCCCGAAGAAUUCUGAAGUCAAUAAUUAUAUAUAA
Messenger RNA from Oikopleura dioica, 585 nucleotides. Lineage: Eukaryota; Metazoa; Chordata; Appendicularia; Copelata; Oikopleuridae. The record is from the annotation of a GenBank genome assembly.